Oncorhynchus kisutch (coho salmon) is the source of this 1032-nucleotide messenger RNA. RefSeq lists its product as uncharacterized. The coding region runs from base 6 to 323 and encodes 105 amino acids. NCBI's taxonomy places the organism in Eukaryota, Metazoa, Chordata, Actinopteri, Salmoniformes, Salmonidae. The transcript is spliced from 3 exons. The record is from RefSeq and is a predicted model, not a curated record.
GAGAGAUGAGACGCAAGACUGGGGAAACGGGGUCGACCAGGGGGAAGACUUCUCUGUCAGCUGCUACACAGAAAGCCCUGGAGAGGAAGAGAGGAGUCAUGAUGAGGAAAGCGGCAGAGGGGCAGAGGGGGACUGGAGCUGGGGUUGUAGCUGGCCAGAAGGGCCCUCUGGCUGGGGCAGAGGGGACUGGAGCUGGGGUUGUAGCUGGCCAGAAGGGCCCUCUGGCUGGGGCAGAGGGGAACGUUGUGAAGCAGAUACGUGGGUCUUUUCGACCCAACCCUCAAAGGGUCCCCAAGACCACCCAGUCCCGCAGAUCUCGGUGAAGAAUGUCUACUUAUCAGGCUAGACUGGACCGGAACUGGGUCGUGUUCAUUUUGGCACAGUGUAGCAAAACGUUUUGCACAGGAGAACAAAAACGAGUGUUUCUUAUUGGACAAAUUCAGGGUCAUAUUCAUUAGUGAAAAUGUUUUGGAAAACGAAAACAAGCGUUUCUUAUUGGACAAGUUCAGGUAGUCCUUCCCUUGACCCAGGAAAUGAAUACUGUUGAUACCUAAAAAGAUAUACACACACAAUCCAUCUCACUUAACCCUAAAACAAUAGGCCCCUAUGGGCCCUGGUCAAAAGUAGUGCACUAUAAAGGGUUGCCAUUUGGGACGCUUCCAUAGUGUUUCUUGCUAACCAGUGGACAUCUGGAAAGUAUUGUAUUUUAACUUGAUUGUAUUCUACAAAGGCACAACUCACUGCAUUCAAAUGCAUCUUAGCUACUACAUGCUGUAUGUGACAAUCUAUUCUUACCACAAGACCUCAGGACUUGUUUUUGGACACACUGUUUGUCAUAUGUUAGUUUUACACAUUUUAUACUAUUUAUAUUUCCUAUACCAAUUUGUGGUACGGUAUUGGGAUGGCAAUGCAACCAAAGCCCAGAAAACCUAAGUCUAUAUUUGAAGGUCUGUUCUGAGUGUUCAUCUUUCCUACUGUUUUUGUUCUAAAUUAUUUAGAAGUGUUUUUUAAUAAAGUUUUUUUAAAUAAAAA